AUUUUCCGCAUGCAACUAAAAUUUUAUACUUAAUGCAGAAAGGCCACUUAUUAUUACAUUGGUGACUCGAUCCGGGUAGCCUCUAACAAAUUGCUGAACAUUUGGUACAAAAGAAAACACCCAAUUGUGCCACAGCACAGUUCCGGAGCGAGAAGAGAAGCACAGCACCUUCCUUCGCCUUGAGGUUGCGAGCUGCCAAUUUGUUGUCGGCAAGUGAGAAAGUCGUGAAAAGUAUCACUGCAACACGAGUGGGUGCCGAAAAAGUCCUUGCAAAGGACAACAGGGAGACGACCGACCGGUACAAAGAGGCAGCUGACUGUAACGGUAAGGGUUAAAGGCAGACGAGUUUACCCCUGCAGUGGGCAGUGGGCAUCAGUGCGUCCGAAAUAUGAGUGCUGCUAAAAAGUAUAAGCCUAUGGAUACCACAGAGCUGCACGAGAACACCGAGAAUAUUGCUGCUUGCCUGAAAAAGGCUGAAAGUGCCGCCGCCUUAUUGAUGGGCCGCAGUGCCUUUGCUGCCCAAAACAUGAACUCAUCGUCCACAAACGGCGAGCGCCUGCCAAAUUUCUCCAAGCUUGGCUCGAACCAUGGCGAGAUUCGAUCGGCAUCAACUACCUCAAACUUACUUAAUCGCACGGGGGCCAUCCACAACAGCAAGCCUGGCGAUGUCAAAAAGAUAGUGAUUAAGAACUUCAAAGAUAAACCCACACUGCCCGAUAACUAUUCCGAGGACACGUAUGUGAAGCUCGAGGAGGCCGUUAUCGCCAUACAACUGUCGAAGCCCAUUAAAUAUUCACUGGAGGAGCUCUACCAGGCCGUUGUGAAUAUGUGCAGUCAUAAAAUGGACGCCCAGCUGUAUACGAAGCUCAAGGAGCUGACCGAGCAACAUGUGAAGCGCAAUAUCAAGCUGAAGGAGCUCACUGGGGGCAGCAUGGACAAGUUGGUGCUGCUGGAGAAAAUCAAUAACUGGUGGCUCUCGUUCUGCCAGCAGAUGAUCAUGAUACGCAGCAUAUUCUUGUACAUGGAUCGCACCUAUGUUUUACAAAACUCAUUUAUCCACUCAAUAUGGGACAUGGGGCUGGACCUCUUUCGCAUACACUUUGCUCAGAAUAGCGUCGUCCAGAAGCGUACGGUCGAUGGUCUCUUGACGCUGAUUGAAAAAGAACGACAGGGCGCGUCUGUGGACCGCGGUCUGCUCAAGAGUUUGGUACGGAUGCUGUGCGAUCUUCAGAUCUACUCCAGUUCGUUCGAGGAGAAGUUCCUCGAUGCCACCAAUCAACUGUACAAGGCUGAGAGUCAACGUAUGAUGCAGGACCUGGAGGUGCCCGGCUACCUACAGCACGUUAGCAUGCGUCUGGCCGAGGAACACGAGCGCUUGCUGCACUAUCUGGACUCGAGCACAAAGCAUCCGCUUAUAUACAAUGUUGAGAAGGAGCUGCUGGCCGAACACCUAACGGCCAUACUGCAGAAGGGUCUGGACUCGUUGCUGGAGGACAACAGAUGGGUCGAACUAACAAUGCUAUACGGUUUGCUUAGCCGUGUCAAAAACGGCACAUCAGAGCUGUGCGGAAACUUUAACGGAUACAUUAAGAAAAAGGGACGCACCAUUGUCAUUGACCCGGAAAAGGAUAAGAGCAUGGUGCAGGAUCUGCUUGAAUUUAAAGAUAAAAUGGAUUACAUUGUCCGCAAUUGCUUUGCACGCAAUGAAAAGUUCACGAAUUCGUUGCGCGAGGCCUUUGAGUUCUUUAUCAAUCAGCGAGCCAAUAAACCAGCAGAACUUAUUGCAAAAUACGUGGACAUGAAGCUACGGUCUGGCAACAAGGGUACCACCGAUGAAGAGCUUGAGAAGACAUUGGACAAGAUCAUGGUCCUGUUUCGCUUUAUACACGGCAAGGAUGUCUUUGAGGCUUUUUACAAGAAGGAUCUGGCAAAGCGAUUGCUUGUGGGCAAGUCGGCUUCCGUGGACUCGGAAAAGAGUAUGCUGUCAAAACUGAAACAAGAAUGUGGCGGAGGCUUCACGUCGAAGCUGGAGGGCAUGUUUAAGGACAUGGAACUGAGCCGCGACAUCAAUACAGCGUUCCGCGGUCACGCUCUCAGCAACAAUCGCGAUGUCCAUAACCUGGACCUGUGCGUCAGUAUACUGACAAUGGGCUACUGGCCAACAUAUGCGCCCACAGAGGUCACAAUGCCGCCACAGCUCAUCAAUCCACAGCAGAUAUUCAACAAGUUUUAUUUGGAAAAGCAUAGCGGACGAAAGCUACAAUGGCAACCCACGCUGGGCAACUGCAUGCUGCGUGCGCAGUUUGAGGCGGGUCCAAAAGAGCUUUUGGUUUCGCUGUUUCAGGCUCUGGUGCUGCUCUUGUUCAACGAUAAGCCGGUGCUUAGCUACGAGGAGAUAUUGGCCGCAACCAUGAUCGAGGGUGGAGAGUUGCGCCGAACACUCCAGUCGCUGGCCUGUGGACGCGCCCGAGUCAUAACGAAAACACCAAAAGGUCGCGAGAUCGAGGAUGGCGACCAGUUUGAUUUUAAUAACGAGUUCACAAACAAAUUGUUUAGAAUCAAAAUCAAUCAGAUACAGAUGAAGGAGACGAAUGAGGAACAAAAGGCGACCGAGGAGCGUGUAUUCCAGGACCGUCAAUACCAGAUAGAUGCGGCAAUUGUGCGCAUCAUGAAGAUGCGUAAAACGUUAAGCCACAAUCUACUCAUCACCGAGCUGUUCAAUCAGCUAACCUUCCCCGUCAAGCCCGCUGAUUUAAAGAAACGCAUUGAGUCGCUCAUCGAUCGAGACUACAUGGAGCGCGACAAGGAUAAUCAGAACCAGUAUAACUACGUGGCAUAACUUUUCUGGGAACGGCGAACAGAGAACACUGAUUUGAUUGUAACAUCCAUAUUUCUAUUUACCAUAUGCAUACAUACUAAAAGUCCAUUGAAUAUUUGG
Molecule: messenger RNA, 2938 nt
Organism: Drosophila pseudoobscura
Lineage: Eukaryota; Metazoa; Arthropoda; Insecta; Diptera; Drosophilidae
Gene: Cul4
Product: cullin 4
Exons: 11
Coding region: 389-2839 (816 amino acids)
Biological process (GO): DNA damage response; ubiquitin-dependent protein catabolic process; protein ubiquitination
Cellular component (GO): Cul4-RING E3 ubiquitin ligase complex
Molecular function (GO): ubiquitin protein ligase binding
Source: RefSeq, a predicted model, not a curated record